This is a messenger RNA of Corythoichthys intestinalis (scribbled pipefish), 6684 nucleotides long. It is a transcript of the gene znf142, whose product is annotated as zinc finger protein 142. NCBI's taxonomy places the organism in Eukaryota, Metazoa, Chordata, Actinopteri, Syngnathiformes, Syngnathidae. The transcript has 8 exons. Gene Ontology annotation, cellular component: nucleus. Gene Ontology annotation, molecular function: RNA polymerase II cis-regulatory region sequence-specific DNA binding; DNA-binding transcription activator activity, RNA polymerase II-specific. The record is from RefSeq and is a predicted model, not a curated record. Gene Ontology annotation, biological process: regulation of transcription by RNA polymerase II. Bases 323 to 4765 code for a protein of 1480 amino acids.
GCGUCUCGUUGUCCACAAAGUCGAUGGCUGUUCCGAUCCGAGAGUCCUUCCACUGUCGGUUCUUCUUCCACCAGGUGAUCAUGAGCAUGCACAGCAGCAGCCAGCUGACGCUCAGGCCCAGGUAGCCCGUCAGGUAGACGGGGAAGAAGAGUACGAUGCCACGGAGGAAGUACACGAAGAAUUCUGUCAGCAUGCGGUUGACUGUGGACGAACUCAGUUUCUCCGAACUCCCUUCUCCGACUUCAACGCCGCCAAGGGAGAUGUCGUCGCGGAGUUCGAGUCCCUCCGUCGGGCUCGGGGAGAGGCUUGGGGAAGCCAUUGGAUGGACUCGAAUCCCCGCCGGGCUCCCGAGGUUCUGGGAGGUCGAAAAUCUCCGCUGUUGGGCGUCAGAACCGAGGAAGGCGCAGAGUGGAAGUGGACCGAGACACUUCCGUGUUGGGGAACCGUGAGACAGGAACAGUUGGAGAUGAAGGAACCUCUUGAUGAAGAAACAAGAGGGCAGAAGGACACUGAUGCUGGGCAGCCUACUUGCAACGUCUCAGAGAGAUGCUUACGCAGCUUCAAAGGUAGCAGUGAGUGUACAGACGUCGCUCCCCAACCCCAAGUCUCCACUGAAAAGACGAAAAGAAAAAGACACCCAAACCUGCCUGACAGGUCAUCAGCUACAACAGAUGUGGACGAAGCAGAAAUAGAAGUAGUAGUAGUAGAAGAAGAGGACAGAGAGCAAGAUGAAGAAUAUAAUGCCAAAAAAGCAAAGACACAAACAGACAGUCCAACAAUACAGAUAAAAGCAGAAUCCCAGUUGCCAUCUCAAGACUACUCUGCAGAGGAUGCAGAGCACGUGUAUGACAAGCAUAUUUGCCAGACGUGCCAACGCUGUUUCAAGAUGCGCUCCCAUCUUCAAGAGCACCUCCUAUCGCAUUUUCCCGACCAGGGUUUGCAGUGUCCAACUUGCGAGCGCUUCUUCAGCAGCAGGAGCAAAUUGCGUGUGCACCAGCUUCGCGAAGAGGGCAAAAAAGACCACCAUUGCCACUUAUGCGAGUACUCUGCAGUGGAACACAAUGCCAUCCGCCGUCACCUCAUCACGGUCCACGCUGACGAAAUGGAAGAAGAUCCGGCGCGCCACCGCUAUCCGUGUAUCACUUGCGGGAAGAGCUUUGGGCAAAGCGGGUCGCUAAAGGCUCACAUGAAGACUCACCAUGUCCGAGCACACAAGACGGCAGUGAAGUGCUUCCACGACGGUUGUCCUUUCCGGAGUCAUUUGCGCAGAGUUCACAUGCGACACUUCGAAGAGGAGCACGGGACAGCAGGGGUGGGAUGUCGCCAUCACACCUGUGUCGCAGUUUUUCCCAGUAAGAAGCACAUGGAGGAUCACUUUAAGACCCACCUUGCUUACCACUGCUCGCAGUGCGAUUUUUCAUGUUCCAACAAAGCUGCCUUCCUUCAGCAUCAACGGCAGGGCCACAACGGCAGUGAAAAGCUCUGCUGUGAGUUUUGUGACUAUUUUACAUUUAACCCAGUGGAACUCAAACGGCAUAUUUGGCACUUGCAUUCCAACGAGAAGACCCACCGCUGCUCACUGUGUAGCUACAUGACCUCACACAAAACUUCUUUGACCCGACACAUGCUGACGCACAAUGAUGAGAAGCCCUACAAGUGUCAGUUGUGUGACUUCCGGUGCCGAGACGAGUCUUACCUCUCCAAACAUAUGAUCACACACUCGGGUGAAAGAAACUUUUUGUGUGAAGAAUGUGGAUACGUCACCAAGUGGAAGCACUAUCUGAACAUCCACAUGAGGAAACAUGCAGGAGAUCUCAGGUAUGAGUGUGAUCAGUGCUCGUAUCGCUGUCAUCGCAUGGACCAGCUCAACAGCCACAAACUAAGACAUCAAUCCAAAUCCCUUAUGUGUGAAAUCUGUGCCUAUGCAUGCAAGCGCAAAUGUGAGCUUCGCAAUCACAUGUUGGCCAAGCAUUCUGUUGAAGGAAAUUCAGCAUCCGUGCAUAAGUGCAAAUACUGUGAAUACACAACAUGUUUUAAGCAAGCCCUUCAAAACCACGAGAACUGUAAACACACAAGACUGAAACAGUACUACUGCGCUCUUUGUCCCUAUUUCUCGUUCAGUAGCAUUAGCCUCUUCCUGCACAAAAAGAAAACGCACGGCUAUGUGCCUGGUGACAAGGCUUGGCUGGAGAAUUAUGCCGCAAAAGACAGGGAGAGAAACUCAAAGACCGUACUACGGGACUCCGUGAUGAGUUAUGAGGGUUCUGGAAUGACCACUGAAGUAUGCAUUCCAAUGGAACAGUCCAAUCCUGAUGCUCCAGUAGCUGAGAUUGCAGGUGAAGCUCAUUCCCAAGCUGGGCCGUCACUGGAUGCUGAUAGUUUAAUGAUUAAGGAGGGGACCAGUGAAGGAAUAUCACAUAGUCCUCAACCUGGAGCCAGCCCAGAAUAUUGCACUCUUGUUUUAACAACAUUGACCCCUGACUGUGAAACUAUUUUUUUGCCAAACGAAGACUCAACUUCUGACAUUAUGCCGAGUAACACCGAUUCAGCUAAUGAAAAAGAAGCCAUCUUUUUGUCAACAAUCUCGUCAAAAGAAGAUGAGGUAACCACUGUUCGUGAUGGAGAAAAUAGUUUGUGUGGCUCUGACACUGCAAUUCCAGAUACUCCACCUGAGAAGAAUCGCAAUAUAAAUCCUACAAAAAUACAAGCUGAAGCUCUUGUUUUGGAUGGCAGGAUCCAAUUGCUUGCAGUCCCAUCUCAAGAUGUUUAUCGUUGUGAUCAGUGCUCUUAUGUCACUAAGAAAGAGAAGACUCUUCAGCGUCACCGUCGGGCUUUGUGUCACGGUAGGCAACAGCGUCUCAAAUGCCAGGCCUGUGGUACCCAGUUCAAACAGAGACGGGGAUUUGAUGACCACCUUGCAAACAAGUGCCCAAAAACAUUUAUUGGGAAGGCAGCCAAACAGAUAGAAGACAACUCUAUUGCAAGUCAGGAAACUUGUGAAAAAGUUGCGAAAGUUCCCUCACAACCAACGGGAAUUUCAGCCGAGGUAAAUCAUCUUGAUGGCCGGAUUGAUAGUGCCUCAACAGCCAGUGAGCUAGAGAGUAAUCAAAAUCGAGAUGGAGACAAAUCGUCGUCCAGAAACUUAACAAAUACCGGGAAAUUCAAGUGCAACUUUUGUAGUUUUUCAUCAGUGAAGCUCGCAACAGUUGAUAGACACAUUUUCAGUUGCCAAAAACGAGAAAAAAACGCUCAAAAAGUUGGUGGAAAACAAAAAGUUGAGAAAGGAUAUGUGUCUGAGAGCAGACCGGGAAUCGCUUUACCCCUCCAGGAGAAGACCGAUGUAAUCCAGAGCCCUACUUGUGCAUCGAAGCCAACGCACUUAGACCAAAAAUCUGUCGCGCAAGAUGGACGCAAAGCACAAAACCAAAAUGGCUCUAUUUCUCCUCACACAUGCCGCUACUGUUCUUUCACUACCUCCAGGCGUUACCGUUUGGAAGAGCACGAGUCCCUUCACACAGGAAGUGGACGUCAUGCCUGCGACAUCUGUGACAAGACCUUCGGAGCGGCGACCAAGCUUCGCCAGCACAAGGUGCGCAUACAUCAUGGAAAACCGGCUCUGCCAUGCGGCUUUUGCGACUACUGCGGCUACACGGCAGAUGACGUGAGGCGACACACUCGCAGGUGCCACACGGGGGACUCUCAUCACAACUGCACAGAUUGCGAAGCUUGCUUCAGUUCGAAAGCGGCUCUGAGAAACCACCACAAACGAGCACAUCAGCUGCGACCUCGUUUUGCCUGCGAGCAAUGCAACUAUGUUUGCAACAGUGAGACCAUACUGAGGAAACACCAACAGAGCGAGCACCGUGAAACUUUCAAGGUCAAAGUAGAUCGGAGAAUCCACCUCACCCAUGAGUGUCAGCUCUGCUCCUUCACUGGAAAAAGCAAGCAGCUCCUCUCACAGCACCUCCUUGACGAACACGAGGAGUCCUCUCUGGAUAAACCGUUACAAUGCGGAAGCUGCACAUUUACUUGUCGGCACGCACUAGUGUUGGAACAGCACCUGCGCUCGCAUGGAGGCAAACGUGUGUACAAGUGCACAGAUUGCAAGUACUCGACAGGCAACAAGCAAAAGAUCACCUGGCAUGUUCGCAUUCACACGGGGGAGAAGCCAUACCGGUGUGAGCACUGUAGCUACACCUGUGUCGAUCCCUCAAGGCUGAAGCUUCAUAUGAGGGUUCACCAAGAUGAGAAAAAGUACCUUUGUCCUGAAUGUGGCUACAAAUGCAAGUGGGCCACUCAACUGAAGUACCACAUGACCAAGCAUACUGGAGAGAAGCCGUUUACCUGCGACCAGUGUGAAUACCGUACUAACCGAGCGGAUGCUCUCCGUGCCCACCAGACCACACAGCACUGCGAUGUACGCGCCUUCGUCUGUGAGAAAUGUGGCAAAGCAUUCAAGACCAACUUUAUUUUGAAGACCCACCAGCGGCAGCAUGGCGACCAGAGUUCGUACGCAUGCGGCGUGUGCCACAAGGCCUUUCGCUGGCCUGCUGGCCUCAGGCACCACUUCCUGACCCACACAGAGCAGCUGCCAUUUCGCUGUUGCCAUUGUUCAUAUAGAGCAAAGCAGAGGUUUCAGGUGGUCAAACAUUUGCAGAGGCACCACCCGGGGACCUCGGUGGAGCAAGGGGUAGAGAGGGACUCGGACAUCGGUGGCCUCACCCUGAAGACUGCUAUGCAGGGAACACUGAAUGAUAUAGUCUGAGAAGAGACGUGAAAAUAAUACAGAGGAGCGAAGAAACUGUGAGUUGAAGAAUGUUGCUAAUGUUACAAAUGUUAAUAUAUUAUAGAUCGCUUCUUUGACAUGUCUCACUAGUAAUGUAGAUUUUAUAGUACAUUUUUUACUGUUAAUAAAUAAGCCACACAUUGUCUUAAAAUUGUAUUGACAUUUAUUUUAGAUGCAUAGAAUAACAUUUGCAUAAUAUCCGAAUUGUACACAACAAGCCCUGUGUACACUGAGGAAGUGAAUAAAACCAACUCAUGCAAGCUCGCAUGGUAGAGGUUUGAAAGGCAAGAUAUUAACAUGAAUGUCAAGGUAUGAAUCAGAAGGAUGCAUAUCACGUUUUUGUUUCCUUUACCUAUAAUCAAACAAGGCCAGUACUGAUUGUCCGUAAAUAAUUGUAGUAUUGCACAGAUUCUCGGCUUCUCGCAACUAGUAUAAUGUAACAAAAUAGAACCAUAAUCCAGUUUCCAAAUGUUCACUAAGAUGUCAAAUCCUUUCGGCAGUAUUUGUGGAAAAUGUCUUUCAUGUCCCAAAAUCAUGGGGGGGAGAAUAAUACACUAGUGUGUACUAUACAUAAGAAAAUAAAAUGUAUUGAAAAAAGUUAAUUAUUAUCUAUUAAUCAUGACCUGGUAAAUGCACUAUAGAAUUUUAAUAGUUAGUAAUGGAUAAUCGUGUUAUACAAACAAUGUAUAAUAGAUUUUUUUGUUGUUGUUGUUUACUUUCUGAUAAUUAGACAAGCCCCGGUUUCUAAUUUUCCCCACUAAAAUCCUAUUCAAACAGGAGAGUUAAGUUGUUCAUGUAAGUUUAGAGAUACUGAUAUUGACAAAAAGUGAUGCAGGAGGGAUGGUGGUCCCAUCUUUUGAAAGUAGAUGAAUGUGCCGAUAUCCUGCAACAAAAAAUAAAUUUUCUGGUUAAUUGUCUCCCUGAGAAUUAGUAUUUUCUUUUUUUUUUUUGUUUGUUUAAAUGAAAAGUAUCACUUCACCUGAUUGGAUGCACGUAAAAGGUAUCGUAUAUUGUCCAAUGAAAUCAUUUCUGGAUGUCUUGUCGUAAUCUUCCACCACAAAGCGAAUCAUGGCCAGAUCGGGAGUGUGAAUGACAAAAUUCAAAGUCUGAUUCCACACAGGGUUAAAUCCUGCAGGAAGAGAGAUCACAGUUCUUCUACUAUAGCUUCAAUGUAAUUUAAACCAUCCAUUCACCUUCUCGUACCAUUAUUGUUUAUGUGACUAGUCUCCUCCUUAGCCUGGUCCUGCUGUACUCCAUAUACUUCAGCCCUGACCAGGGGGUCUACAAUGGAACCCUCUUUCUGGUUCACCUUUGGAAGCUGCUGCCCACUUAUCACCUAAAUGAAAAACAUGUAAGUCCAUAAAAGCUCAAAUCAGCUAAAGAAAAGUUCUCUGUUGACCUGAAUUGAUAAACGCAGAGGAUUGUAGCCCGGCUGCUCUUCAGGUUUCUCCGGAUUAAAUGUUGUGCGGUUGUCCCUCAUGAAAUUCGGUUUCAGCACGUAACCGCAGCGACCAUUCUGUCCAAAGAGCCCGUCGUUCAGGUCCAUCUCCAGACCUGCCGUCUGGAAGUUUAAAGCCACUUGGGGCAAAGAGUAAAACAUGGCUUCAGUCAAAAGUUCACUGUCUGGAUUGUAGGAACACAUUUGGCAUCAAAGCUCUCCUCCUUACCAAUUUGGCAUCCCACAUUCCACAAUUCUGUAGGGUUAUAGUUUGAGGAGUCAGUCCUGAGGCCACUAGGGUAAAUCCUGCUUAGCUGUUUUACAUUAUGCUGUACAAAGUCUGCUCCUGUAGAAGAAUAUGACAAGUGUAGUGCAUCUAUAAAAAAUGAAUGAACUAAAAAUUCAUUUGUUGUUCAUUCAAUACUGUUACCUGCUUCCUUAGCGAGCCUUUUAGCCUUCG